AUGGGAAUAGGGAAGAAGAAGAUAGAAAUUGAGAAAAUCACAAAAAAAUUGGUUAGAAUGGCGACAUUUUCAAAAAGAAAGAAAGGACUUUUCAGAAAAGCUGAAGAACUUGAAUCCUUGACAAGUUCUCGUGUUACCUCCGUUGUUUUUUCACCUUCUGGCAUUCCUUAUACUUACGGAGAUGUUAACUCUGUUAUAAAGAAGCAUUUUUCUAGCUGUAAUCGAUCAGAAAUAUCAACAUCAAUGAUGAAUUCUCAUCAUUCCUCUUAUGAUGUUUCUGGCGAAUCUUCGGGGUCAAAAUCAUCAUCGACCCUAAAGGGGAAUGGUCUCCGUGGUUGGGUGGAGCAUAUAGAUGUGGAGGGAUGUCAAAAUUUGAAUCAACUGUUAAUGUUGAAGGAGCAAUUGGAAAGAACCAGAAAGAAGAUUGUUGCCAAUGAUUCUAAAUCAUUUGAAGCUUUGUUUAUGUAG
Solanum stenotomum is the source of this 468-nucleotide messenger RNA. Its product is annotated as agamous-like MADS-box protein AGL61. Gene Ontology annotation, molecular function: protein dimerization activity; DNA-binding transcription factor activity, RNA polymerase II-specific; RNA polymerase II cis-regulatory region sequence-specific DNA binding. Gene Ontology annotation, biological process: regulation of transcription by RNA polymerase II. The record is from RefSeq and is a predicted model, not a curated record. NCBI's taxonomy places the organism in Eukaryota, Viridiplantae, Streptophyta, Magnoliopsida, Solanales, Solanaceae. The coding region runs from base 1 to 468 and encodes 155 amino acids. The transcript has a single exon.